Lichtheimia ornata is the source of this 1269-nucleotide messenger RNA. RefSeq lists its product as uncharacterized. The record is from RefSeq and is a predicted model, not a curated record. The transcript has a single exon. NCBI's taxonomy places the organism in Eukaryota, Fungi, Mucoromycota, Mucoromycetes, Mucorales, Lichtheimiaceae. The coding region runs from base 1 to 1269 and encodes 422 amino acids.
AUGUCAAGCUCACGAAAACCCCCUGUUGUUCGUGGAUCGGGAACUUCUGUUUCUGAUCGUCGCACGCGAGCCACAUCAAGAUCGCGAUCCACAUCACCAGCCUCAACACGUGAUCGUCAAUUAAAGCAACAACAGCUUCCGAAGCCCACUUGGGAUGAUAUCAUCCAAAGCUCUGGGUAUGAUCCUCUGGCAACUUUACAACGACGUCUUGAUGCACAAGAAGUAGAAAUGGCCAACCGUUUCAAACUCCAAAACGAUCAACUCAUCCAUUUCAACUCACGUCUUGAAGCCUUGCUUCAGGAAAACGAGACUCUACGCCAAGAACUCAAGGAUGCACAUGGCGAAAUUGAAGAGUUAAAGAAACAAGACGCAGCUCUUACAGCCCAACAACAACAACAAGCAUCAAAGCCCACACCACCAAAAACCACAACAACAGCAUCCGAUCCCGAUUCAAUGCAAGUGGAAGGAUCUUUAUUAGGACAAGGCCCUGAUGGCACUCACGCCUCCAAAUAUGCCCAUGAUUUUGUACCUCCUAAGCCUACCACUUUUGCUCAAGUUGCCAAAUCAAAGCUAAAGGGUCCACCCAUCCCAAGUCGAUCCAAGUCGAGAACGCGCUCCACAGCUGGCAAGAAAUCCAAUGAUACCCCAAUCUCGGCGGCCACCAUUGAAUGGGCGAAACGUGGCUUCAAAGACUCCAAGGAUGAACCAACAGGAUACACCUUUGUAUACCUCAAGAACCAAAAGAGAACAAAGCAUAGCGAAGUGCGUAGACGACUACGUAUCAUUGGUGUACCCCAGGCCAGAGUGGUAGAUAUCCAAUUUCCAAGUAAGGGGGUGGUGGGACUAUUGAUUCACUCAUCCUUCGAAUCCAUUCUUGUAGAGCUACUUACAAAAGCAGAGAUUGCCAUCAUCAACAACUUCGAUCCCACAGCAGAAACAGUCAUCAACGAUCCGGCUUUGGAAGACUUACCAGACUCAGAGAAAAAGAUCCAUGCCACAGAGGUGUACCAGCAGCGAAUGCUACGUAUGUGCCUUCACCUACCACAAGCCCACCUAGGUCACAGCAUCCUCAAGUUCUUCCACACGCAAUCUGGCCCCCAUCACAUUAGCAAGACCAACCUGGAUAUCUUCACCAAGAGAAAACCAGCACCAAAGAUUCAAAGGAAACCACGCAAUGAGGAUGAUGAGGAGCUCUUCGUGAAGGUCACACCGCCUCAACACAAAAACCAAGAGAACCAAGACAACGAUGACCAACCUAUGGAAGUUUAA